Messenger RNA from Triticum aestivum (bread wheat), 542 nucleotides. Its product is annotated as proteinase inhibitor PSI-1.2. The transcript has 2 exons. Gene Ontology annotation, molecular function: serine-type endopeptidase inhibitor activity. Bases 15 to 251 code for a protein of 78 amino acids. NCBI's taxonomy places the organism in Eukaryota, Viridiplantae, Streptophyta, Magnoliopsida, Poales, Poaceae. The record is from RefSeq and is a predicted model, not a curated record.
UGCAGAGUACAGACAUGGCCACCUUCAGACUCCACAUCUCCUGCGCUCUCCUCCUCGCUGGUGUUGUGCUUCUGGGGACAAAUCAAGGGGGCAUGGAAGCCAUGGCUUGCCCUCAGUACUGCCUGGAGGUCGACUACAUAACCUGCCCGUCCUCCGGCUCACAGAAGCUCCCGGCGAGGUGCAACUGCUGCAUGGCUCCCAAAGGCUGCACGCUCCAUCUCCCCGAUGGGAUCAACCAAACUUGCUCUUAACCCAGUUCAGAGUUCAGACAGUGAUGUAACUCCACGUAUGGUGUGGUGCAAGACCAUAUGCUUGUCAAGGCAGUAAUAAUGUGAACAAGCUCUAAGUUUUGCGGAUAAAGCAUGUCAUGUAACAUUAUAUGAUGUUUCCUUCCGCAGAUUUAAAGAGCCCCAAAAGUUGUUUUGGUACCUAAGGUUAUCUUGAUGAGAUAAGCAAAAGAUGGUACCAACGGUAAGGACAAUAAAGAACAAUUUAUGUGUCAAUUAUUAAUGGACAGAAGAGCUGCUGUGGUGUAGUGGUUA